This is a messenger RNA of Aspergillus puulaauensis, 1131 nucleotides long. Its product is annotated as agmatinase. Gene Ontology annotation, molecular function: agmatinase activity; metal ion binding. The record is from RefSeq and is a predicted model, not a curated record. Bases 1 to 1131 code for a protein of 376 amino acids. NCBI's taxonomy places the organism in Eukaryota, Fungi, Ascomycota, Eurotiomycetes, Eurotiales, Aspergillaceae. The transcript has 4 exons.
AUGAAAUUCUAUCCUCUCCUGGCCUUUGGCCAAAUCGCAUACACCCUCAAUGUCGGGCCAAACUACCAGCACCCCAUCGAAGACCUCGAUAAGGACCUCCCAUUCUCGCAGCCCGUAACCUUCGCCCAUUUGGAGUGGCAGCGCUGCCUCGCCGCUUCACACAAUACACCCAUCGACAUCGCAGUGCUAGGCUUCCCCUACGACACAAGCACGUCCUACCGCCCCGGCGCACGCUUCGGACCCCGCGGUAUCCGCGCCGGCUCCUCACGCGAGAAAAAAGGCCGCAGCUACAAUACCGUCUGGGGCGUCGAUCCAUUCGAAGAAGACCUAUCGAUCAUCGACUGCGGUGAUGUCCCGAUAACGCCCUUCGACGCCGCACACGCCUUUAAACAGAUGGAGCAGGGGUACAGACAGGUCCUUUACCAUGAGACGACAUCUAACGGGAGUAAGGCCGGUUGGACGCAUCCUCGCAUCGUGAGUCUAGGCGGGGACCACUCGAUUGUUCUCCCGAUAUUGCGCUCGCUGAAGACGGUCUAUGGGCCGAUUUCCGUUAUUCAUCUUGAUUCGCAUCUGGAUACUUGGGAUCCGUAUGAGGGGUAUACGGGGAUUGCGUCGGAGCAGAGUGCUAUCACGCACGGGACGUUCUUCUGGCAUGCGAGUCGGGAGGGGUGUAUUAAGAAGGGGGCGAGUGUGCAUGGUGGAUUGCGGACGAAGUUGUUUGGGCCGAAGGAUUAUGAGAUUGACGAGCAGACUGUUGGGUUCCAUCGUAUCGAGGCGCACGAGAUUGAUGUCAUUGGCGUCGAGGGGAUCGUGAAGAGGACGGUCGAUGUGGUUGGGGAUAACCCGGUGUAUCUCUCUAUUGAUAUUGAUGUUCUCGACCCGAGUAUUGCGCCUGCGACGGGCACGCCUGAGUCUGGGGGUUGGACGACCAGAGAGCUAAAGCGGUAUAUCAAGGGAUUGGAAGGACUUAACCUGGUUGGAGCUGAUGUUGUAGAGGUCAGUCCGCCGUACGAUUCGACUGCUGAGACUACUUCGGUGGCCGCGGCAGAUCUCAUUAUUGAUAUCCUGGCGGCGAUGACCAAGAACAAAAAGGGAGUCCCUGCUCGGGCUGCAGGGAAAGAUGAAUUGUGA